GCUUCCAUAAAUAAUAUUACACAUUCUUCUAUAAUAUUAUACCGUAUUUUAUGGGAAGCAUGCAUGCCUCAUAACUAGCUACCAUAUCCCCCUGCCUGUUCUCAGCUUUACACUUUCUUUUCCCACAAGCAGCUAACUUCUCACUGGCAAUGGAUCGUUUCCCUGAAAACCCUAAUCUUAACCCUAAUUACACACACCUACCCGAGAUUGCUGCUGAUCCUUUGUCUUGGGAUUUCGAAUUGUGGGAGUAUCUGAAUAUGCUUGAUGGUGGUGCUGACCAAGACUCGACGUCCCAGCAAAGAAUAGCAUCAUCGGAAAAGAUCAUGGACGCCUCAUCUGCCGGAUCCAUUGGUGCAACAUCGAGAAAUAACGACAUAAGAUGCCAAAUUAUUGGGGUGAAGAAAAGUAAGAUGGAUGCUGGUCAUAGGGUUGCAUUUAGAACCCAAUCAGAGCUGGAUGUGAUGGAUGAUGGAUUUAAGUGGAGGAAGUACGGAAAGAAAUCUGUCAAGAACAGCCCAAACCCAAGGAACUACUACAAAUGUUCAAGCGGAGGAUGCAACGUGAAGAAGAGGGUGGAGAGGGACGGAGAAGACGCUAGCUACGUGAUAACAACGUACGAGGGAGUGCACAACCAUGAAAGUCCUUGUGUUGUCUAUUAUAACCAGACCCCUCUUAUGGUUCCUACUGGUUGGACUUUACAAGCUAAUUCCUCCCACUCUUCUUCUUCCUCCUGAAUACCCCCAAAAAAAAACCCUUCUUGGCCUUAAUUUAUAUAAUAUUAAUCUUAUAUAUAUAUAGUCCAAAUAAUAUAUAUGUUCUAUGGAGAACCAAAAAGAUCGAGACGGCCGAGGCCAGAGUACAAUGACACUUCUUUCUGUGUACCUCCUGAUGGUCAUGUUGGCAGACAAUUAUUAAAGUGGCUGGGAAAUCGAACUGCUAUUUUGUCGGCAUUCGCUUGUCCACAUAUGGGCUUCAAUCUUUUAUGAAUGGGCCCUAGUACACAACUGAAUAUGUAAUGCUACUCUUAGCCGGAUUAUUAAGGCUUGGGUUUAUUUUUGAA
Molecule: messenger RNA, 1060 nt
Organism: Carya illinoinensis
Lineage: Eukaryota; Viridiplantae; Streptophyta; Magnoliopsida; Fagales; Juglandaceae
Product: probable WRKY transcription factor 51
Exons: 3
Coding region: 150-734 (194 amino acids)
Biological process (GO): regulation of DNA-templated transcription
Molecular function (GO): DNA-binding transcription factor activity; sequence-specific DNA binding
Source: RefSeq, a predicted model, not a curated record